UCUCUUCCCCAUAUGCACAAAAAAAGGGAGAAAACAAGAGGAGAGGAAGAUGGACGGAAGAGGAGGAGGCUGCUGCGUCGCACGGUACGCCGGAGGCGCCUACGUUGCAUCAUCGAAGGUCGACCGGAUAAUGCUUAGAUUUCGGCCGAUUGCUCCCAAGCCGGCAACCGGUGGGUCAGUUACCGGCGCGGCGGUGGAGAACAAUCCCUCCGUCGACGCCUGCGUCAGACGCGGCAGCCGAGCCAAGCGCAGGUGCGUCAGAGACAGCAAGCGCAGCAGCAAGAAGCGAAGGGCAUUUUCGGGAGAGGAAAAAGAGAAAUCCGACGUGGCAUUCGUGACGCUGCCGCUGCUGCCGGAGACUCCAGAAAGGAAAGAAUCUUCGCCGGAUCUGACGGCCCAGUACUUCCCGUGCUGGUUCGGUAAGCCCGGACCGGAUCCCGGCGUGCCGGUGGUGGCCCCGCAACCGGUCCGGCCAGUCGGGUCGUGGGUGACGCUGGAGCGCGUGACGGACACGUGCGGGGCUGGGCUGGUGAGUCUGGCGGAGGAGGAGGUGAUGAUGAGGAGCCUAGAGGAGGACACGUGUCCGGGAUUCGUGACGGACGGUUGGGAUCGGGUGACAUGGACGAACGAGGCGUAUCGGACGAUGGUAGGGGGAGAUGGGGAGGUUGUAGUCGGGCUGGUGAUCAGAGAGAGGGUGCCCGAAACGUUACGGGCGUUCUCGUGCCGGGUGAGGGUGCAGUACACGUGUCGGAAGGAGAGGAACUCGAUGACAGUCCCUUGUGAUGUGUGGCGGAUGUUGGAUGGGAAGGGUUUCGCUUGGAGGUUGGACGUCAAAGCAGCCCUCAGCUUGGGAAGAUAGAUAGUAUCCGAUACCCGAAAUAGAUCAAAAAAGGAGUGGCAGAAUUGUAAAUAUUUUUUAUUCUGAGGUUUGUUUUUAUGAUAUGAUUAUAUAUGAAUAGUAUUUUGUUUAA
Messenger RNA from Magnolia sinica, 971 nucleotides. RefSeq lists its product as uncharacterized. Bases 50 to 859 code for a protein of 269 amino acids. Lineage: Eukaryota; Viridiplantae; Streptophyta; Magnoliopsida; Magnoliales; Magnoliaceae. The record is from RefSeq and is a predicted model, not a curated record. The transcript has a single exon.